ACCGGCCACAAACGCAACUUUAAGCAGAAGCUGAAGCAGAACAGAAGCAGAAGCAGAAGCAGCGAAACGAAGCGAAGCGAGUCGCGUCCAACGAGAAGUUCUGCGGUUUCCUUCACGACCAGUCCGUCCGAGCCGGUCCGUCACAGCCUGAACAGUUGUGUCACGGUGCUGAGUCCUAACCUGGCGCUGAUCCCCAGGAUGAUGCUGCAGCACCCGGGUCCAUCGCUGGCCGACAUCAGCUGCUCCGCCCUGGUGCCCUGCCUCUCGCCGCGCGCCCUCACCCUGGACGACUUCACCGGCUUCUCGCCCGUCGUGAAGGAGGAGCUGCGUCUGGCCAUCCACGCCAAGCGCCUGUCCAGCGGGCUGAGCGCCGACGCCAGCGCCGACGCCAGCUCCGACGGCGCCAGCUCCGGCUCGGACCGCGGCUCCGGCCGCUCCGCCUCCGCGCCCGGCGCCAAGAGAGAGCUGACACACGAGGAGCAUGAAAGGAGGAAGAGGAGGAGAGAGAGGAACAAAGUCGCCGCAGCCAAGUGUCGCAACAAGAAGAAGGAGAAGACGGAGUCUCUGCAGAAGGAGUCGGAGAAGCUGGAGAGCGUCAACGCCGACCUGAAGGCUCAGAUCGAGGAGCUGAAGCAGCAGAAGCAGCAGCUGGUCUACAUGCUCAACCUGCACCGGCCCACCUGCAUCGUGCGGGCUCAGAACGGCCAGACGCCGGAGGACGAGCGCAACCUCUUCAUCCAGCACAUCAAGGAGAGCACCUUGCAGCUGCACAGCCUGACCUCCGCCUCGUCCUCGACCUCCUCGUCCACAGCGGCGCCGCUGGAGCCCGGACUGCUGAGCCUGGACCACGUCCAGUGCCCCGGUCUCCUAUGAGACCGCCGGCCCGAUGAGGAGGCCACAGACAUGACGCUGAAACAGAGGCCGACUUCGUCCCACUCCAUCGCCGCUGCCGCAGAGCGUCUGGCAUCGAGGGGCCUCGUCUGAUCCACUGGAACCCACAGCUGCUGCAGAACAGGACGACCGGCACCGCUUUGAGUCUGAAGCCAAGGACUGAACAUUUACAGGGGUUCUGAAUACGAUGCCUCGUUUUGUACCAAAGUGUAAUUUCACAGACAGGUGAUCCAGGCACUGAGUUAAAGGUGACGAACGCGCUUGAGGCCAUGCUAUAUAUUUAAGAAGUCUAUUUAUUUAUUGUAACCAGUGUAUGGGCUGCGUCUGCUUGUCUUCAUGCAACCUGCUGCUACUAACCACUCAGGACCUACGCUGGCUGUAGACGUCAUGAUGUGCAGAUUCAGGGUGUUUGCUACGAGCCCAGCGCUCACAAAGGGAAAAGUCAGGCCUGGUGUCCUCACUUAACACUUAUCACGUAUGCACACCAUUGGUUUUCUUAACGGUCCCUAAGAAUUGUAACUUGGACACAAGUUUCUUGUAUUGAUAGAUGCAUUCCCUCGUUUUACAUGUGACUUUAUGAGGUUGUUAUUUGCCACGAGUCUGGGACAGAAACCUGAAGAAGCCGCUCACUGCGAGCGCUGACGCCUCAGACCGGGAUUCUGUGCAGCACUCAUCCUGUCUCUGACUCCUUCAGACUGCAAUCAUUCCUCGAAGGAAACAUCCGGAAUGAAAGCCAGCGUCUAGAAGGUUGGAGUCAGGACAUAAAGGGAAAGCGCUGCUUGUGCGUAUGCUCUGAGAGGCUGCAGACGCCUCGUGGGACGUCUGCAUGCGUCUGCGGACGUCUGCAUGCGUCUGCAGGCUUUUGAAGGCGUCUGCGGACGUCUGUGGACAUUUACGGGCCUCUGCGGACGUCUGCAUGCAUCUGUGGACGUCUGCAUGCGUCUGUGGACGUCUGUGGACGUCUGCAUGCGUCUGUGGACGUCUGUGGACGUCUGCAUGCGUCUGCGGAUGUCUGCGAACAUUUGCAGGCGUCUGCGGACGUCUGCGGACGUCUGCAGGUAUUUGUGGGCGUCUGCGCAGCUUCCUGCUUGUCGUCGUGUUAAUGCCGUGAGAUGCUGCUGAGCACCGUGUGUUUUCUGCCUGCUUGUCAUUGACUCAUUGACCCGGUCGGUAGCAGCAUCGUAGCCCGAAUGAAUAAACUGGACCCAAGUACGACUGCGCUGCUCAAACCAGUAUCUACUUCUGUCUUUGUCACUUUUUGUUUUUGAUACUUUCAGUAAAAAAGUGUGUUGCAAACGAA
Messenger RNA from Betta splendens (Siamese fighting fish), 2191 nucleotides. RefSeq names its product activating transcription factor 3 (gene atf3). Gene Ontology annotation, cellular component: nucleus. Gene Ontology annotation, molecular function: DNA-binding transcription factor activity, RNA polymerase II-specific; RNA polymerase II cis-regulatory region sequence-specific DNA binding. The transcript has 4 exons. Gene Ontology annotation, biological process: regulation of transcription by RNA polymerase II. Lineage: Eukaryota; Metazoa; Chordata; Actinopteri; Anabantiformes; Osphronemidae. The coding region runs from base 199 to 873 and encodes 224 amino acids. The record is from RefSeq and is a predicted model, not a curated record.